This is a messenger RNA of Phycomyces blakesleeanus NRRL 1555(-), 3369 nucleotides long. RefSeq lists its product as hypothetical. NCBI's taxonomy places the organism in Eukaryota, Fungi, Mucoromycota, Mucoromycetes, Mucorales, Phycomycetaceae. The record is from RefSeq and is a predicted model, not a curated record. The transcript has 4 exons. Bases 1 to 3369 code for a protein of 1122 amino acids.
AUGUCACUAAGAGAAAUAAGCGAUAGAAGAACACAUCUUACAAAUGGCAUUCAUGUUCUACGGGUGAUUUUCCAUUCAGGUCUCGAAAGGUACAAAGAGCGUGCAAGGUCUGUCGAACAAAAAAGAUCCGUUGCGAUGGUGCAUCACCUUGUAAAAGAUGCGAGGAAAACAAUAUACAGUGUGAUUAUGACCACCCCAGAAAAAGAUACCAGUAAUCAAUCAAUCUACACAAAUCCUAUCAAUAGUCCUCUGCAGUACCAAAGAACCCCAGUUGGAUUCUCGAGUCUAUUGUACGAAUCAAUACACAUCUCAUCCGACACCCGUUUACCACCUCUCUUUUGCGAUUUCUUUCACCUGUCAGUCCAACCGUCGACAAUAUGGAAGUCACUGGUCCACAUCUUUCAAAAAAAAUCUCAAAAAUCUCAAAAAACCCAAAAUUCUGACAGAAGCCAUCAAGAAGAAUUGAGGGCAAUCAUUACAGAAAGCUUGGGAUUGUUUUCAGUCCAUAACAUAUUGUACAGCUCCUUUAUCGACAUGGCCCAUCUCCAGAACGUAAUGUCUUCAGUAGUCGCCAACCCGCUCGAUAAAUAUAAGAGUGCGACCGAAUGGCUGCUCAUAGAUAUCAUCGUGGCCCUCACUCUUCAGGCUGCCCACCGUACUUUACUUUCGGUUUGUUCCGAUGUGGCACCUGACAUCCAUCACUGUUCCCAGUCAUUUUAUUCCCAGGCCAAUCGUCAAUUUUGGCGUUUGACCUAUCCAACAAUACCCGAACGUGAACCCAAUAUGGUCCUUUCCCAAAACCUUGUUCGGGCAGCCAUUCUUAUAUCUCAUUACCAAUGUACAUCGAUUUCAGAAGACCAGGCUCUGGUAACUCUAAGGACCGGCGUAGGAUUUGCCCAGAUAUGUAAACUGUCAAGCUACAGUGAGAUGACCAUGAUGCCUAUGAUGCCUAAAGCCGCCAUUUUGGACACCGAAGAACAGCAGCGGCUGUGUAUCCUUUACAAGACUUUGAUCGGAUGGGACACAUGGUUUAGAUUCUAUCUUUAUCAGCCCAACCCAGGCUACCAAGACAAUACUGUUGAUCAUUGUCUCAAGUUAUUCGACUCGAAUUUUUAUUACACACAAGGAAAUCAACAACGAGUUAUCCACAUCAUUGAGAUAUACACAUCUUUUAUAAAAAGUCUUUUGAGGUCUAGAACAAGUCCAAUUGGUGUACAAACCAUCAAGGAUCAAUUUGACUGGUUAGAAAGAGCAUCUUUGAUUAACUUGAGUAACACCCGCAGUCCUCAAAACAAGUAUCAGUAUCCCACGGAACUUACUAGCUGCUCAGCCUCUGUCAUAUCUCUCUAUCAUCAAAUACUCAUCCUUCAAGUAACAUCAUCUUUUUGGUCCUUACCAUAUAGCCAAUCAUCAUUAGAUAAUAAUCAGAUACUAGUCAAGAUAUGCACGUCUGAUGCUGCCAUUGCUGUUGAUGUUGAUACUGAUGUUGAUACUGACGCUGAUGCUGACGCUAAUACUGAGGACGAAGCUGAAAUUGAGACCGAGGCUGCCGUAUCCGACAAUGAAUUGUCUUUUUACGAAUGUGGAGCAAGCAUGUGCAUUGAAGCAUCAAUAAAAGUAAUCCAAAUUGCAAAUGAAUCAAUUUCCCGAAACACCACCGCCGCCGCAAUCAUGUCCGAUGUUCAUCAUCCCACCCUACUUCAUGCACUCUGUUGGGCUGUAUCUGGCAUGAUAUCAUCGAUCCAAAACGGAAGCCAUCAUUCACCAAGACUUUCACCAAUCCUAAACACAAGCACUUUGACAAGAACAAGAAAAGACGACCAGAGUUGUACAAAGUUUUCGACAUCAUUGUCCAAAUUAAAAGCCUUGCUAGAACACCUCGAGUCUGUCGCUCCAAGCCAAAACCAAUGGAAGAACCUUGUGGAAUUGUUGAAUACCGCAGCUGCGGAUAUACCUAAUACUCCUCCUACUAACCUCACAGGAUCUCUCACACCAGAUAGCCAAGAUUUUAAAGAUAACACGCUACCGAGUAUUAGUAUUAGUAUCAGUAGUAGAAAUAGUAGUAGUAGUAGUAGUAGUAGUGGCAGUGGCAGUGGAAGUACGGCGUGUUCCUUUCCUAUUACCGAGCCUACAGAUAAAACAAAGACCAAAAAUUCCCGAGUCAAAAAGAAGAGACCAUUCACUUAUCUGACGAAUAAUAAUACAAUUGGAUCGGACCAGAAUAUACAAAAAGAAAUCAGACAACGAGUACGAGUGAGAUCGAAAUCUGGACCGAUCAAGAUUGACUACGCCCAGAGUCCAUUUUUACCACCGUCAGCCAAAGAAUCACUAGUGACUGAAAGAGAUUCACAGCACAGUCAUAUUAUGGGAAAUGAAGACCAGUGGGUGCCUGCGCCAUUCACAACAUCUUUGCAGACCUAUCCAGCCCUGAAAUCCCCAAAAGCAAACACCCGACCACGUGUGAAAAGGACACGCUCGUGUUCGGAUAGUUACAGCAGUCUGGAUAUGGACGGCCUAAAUAAACUCUCGUUGGCAUUGGAUAUGUGCUCUACGGUUGGAACCCGCUGUAAGCUCAGUACGCUACCUGGAGAAAGAAUUGCAACAAACACAAAAACCUUUCAGAAACAUGUGUGGAGUGGUCUAGAGCCCAAUAUUCCGACCUGUCCUCCGCCAAUUCUCAAUUACCUUAACUACCAAAAUAGUGGUUAUCACAAAGAACAGCCGUCUGAAAUGAUCAAUGUAAACAAGGGUCUGGACAAAGAUUUUUUUAAUGAAUCGACAGGCAUGAUAGAAACACUUCACCAACCAAAUGUUCCGGCCUCGCUUUCGAUUUCCACUACACCCAACCAAUCUGUCCACAAUGGUUCCGUGUUUGGCUACUUGUCAGACAUGAGUCCAAUUUUAUCAACAGGCAAUCUUCCCUGUGAAAGACAGCCGACGACAUUAUUCGAAGAGACACAACCAUCAAAAGAAGAAAAGACCUUUUUGUGGGCUUAUAAUAAUAGCAAUAAUAGUGAUAAUAUACGUUCAGUUCAACAGAAUUCAUACCAGGGUACCGAAGAUAGAUCGGUAAAGGUAGACGAAUUGAGAAGAGAUGGAUCUUGUGACCUCUUUUACACUUCUGUCACUCCUCAAAUCACACCCUGUUCCUUAUUCUCGUCACCAUUGCCAUGGACGAAUCCUCCGGCCUACAGUUUCCAAAGAGCGGGAUUUGGACAAAGUCGUAGUAAUCCAAUGAAAUCUACUGCUGUUGGUCUGUUUGAGCACUCUACCGAGUAUGUGUCCAGUUCUUCAACAUCACCACAGGAAACUACCUGGGAAACCACAUCUAAGGAAUUUCUUUUGUACCCCUGGGAUUCAAGACACUAA